Messenger RNA from Lingula anatina, 418 nucleotides. RefSeq names its product queuosine 5'-phosphate N-glycosylase/hydrolase-like. The record is from RefSeq and is a predicted model, not a curated record. NCBI's taxonomy places the organism in Eukaryota, Metazoa, Brachiopoda, Lingulata, Lingulida, Lingulidae.
GAAGCCACAUUUUUUAGUACAAUAGAACAUAGCAAUGUUAUUUUUCCCCUAUUUUUACAGUGUUUAUCUACGUUACUGGACGACCCAGACAGAAAAGUAGAACAUUAAAUUAUGUUAUUUUAUGUACCGCGACAAAUUUUGUGCCGUUUUUAAGCUGAAGAUUAAGCAAUGUCGAUAUACCGAAUUUUACAAACAGCAUAGUAUAGUUAUGUCUAAGGCUGUCUUGUUACCAAGAGCUGGAGGGAAACUGAUAGCCCAACACAGCAAAGAUGUCAGCAUCAAUACGGAGGGGGUGAAGAAGCUGGCAGCCAUGCUGCUGGAAAAAGCAAAGAAGAGGGAAUUCUUUAUUGGCAGUUGGCGAGAUCACACCCUGAAUCCUAAGACAUCAGAUGAGAAAGCUAUAAAUUGCAUAGUAUAG